Messenger RNA from Insectozyma verbasci, 369 nucleotides. Lineage: Eukaryota; Fungi; Ascomycota; Pichiomycetes; Serinales; Debaryomycetaceae. The record is from the annotation of a GenBank genome assembly.
AUGGGUGUCGUUGUAUUUGGUAAAUCAAUAAAGCAUAAUUUUAGUGUUAAAGUAGGGUUGGCAAAAACUAUAUUUGGUAUAGGCUAUGAUACUGCUGAAAGAUUAAUGGCAAAAGUUAAAAUAUAUCCACAAUGUAAAAUGAAUCAAUUAACAGAACCUCAAAUUAUGGAUUUAAAUAGAGAAAUUUCACAAUUAUUAGUUGAAGGUCAUUUAAAACAAAAAAUUAAUAAUGAUAUAAAAUUGAAAAAAGACAUAGGUUCAAUUGCUGGUAUGAGACAUUACUAUGGAUUUCCUGUACGUGGUCAACGUACUUGUACUAAUGCUUCAACUGCAAGAAGAUUGAACAAGGUAAAUAGAUAUAGAUUAUAA